Vombatus ursinus (common wombat) is the source of this 2142-nucleotide messenger RNA. It is a transcript of the gene SDHD, whose product is annotated as succinate dehydrogenase complex subunit D. Gene Ontology annotation, molecular function: heme binding; ubiquinone binding. Bases 44 to 526 code for a protein of 160 amino acids. The transcript has 4 exons. Lineage: Eukaryota; Metazoa; Chordata; Mammalia; Diprotodontia; Vombatidae. Gene Ontology annotation, biological process: mitochondrial electron transport, succinate to ubiquinone; tricarboxylic acid cycle. The record is from RefSeq and is a predicted model, not a curated record. Gene Ontology annotation, cellular component: mitochondrial envelope; membrane.
GCGCUCCCGGGUCACCGAGUGACCUUGAGCGCUUCGGGCAGACAUGGCGCUGGCGGCGGCUGCGGCGCUGGGGCGCCUGAACCUUCUGAGCUGUGCCCGGGGCCGAGCUCUGGUCCUGGGCCCACGCGUGGUUAGACCCGCCUUCGUCUCAGCAUCUCUGCCGGACCGGCCUGCCCCUGGAGGACGGCACAUCCACCUGUCUGCCAGCCGCAGCUCUAACUCUAAGGCUGCGUCUCUGCACUGGACUAGUGAGAGAGCUGUCAGUGUCUUGCUGCUGGGCCUUCUCCCAGCUGCCUAUCUGUACCCGAGCUCUGUGGUGGACUACUCACUGGCUGCAGUUCUUACCCUCCAUAGUCACUGGGGUCUUGGACAGGUUAUUACUGACUAUGUUCAUGAAGACAAGUUGGUGAAAGGAGCCAAUGCAAGUCUCCUGAUGCUCUCAGCCGUGACCUUUGCAGGACUCUGCUAUUUCAACUAUCGUGAUGUGGGCAUCUGCAAAGCUGUCGCCAUGCUGUGGAGCCUCUGACUUCCCUGGGAAGUGAAAUGAUUGUAUACCCAUUGCCUCUGCUCUAUCACAUUAUUAACCAAUGAAAAUGAGAGGAAAGUAUCAAUGAACUUCACUGAGGAGACCUCACCCGUUCUCCAGUAAGGCACAGUUAUUUCAAUAAUUGGUCUCUAUGAGGAAUAUAAUCCAAGAAGGAUUAGAUGAAGGAAAUUGUGAGAUUAGUUUGUGUUCCAAGUUCUGAGAGUUACUAAGUUGUCUCAGGACCUCACUAGGUUUAUAUCUUGCUUAACCCUUGUAAGCUGCCACAUUUUAAUUUACUGAUCUCUUAAUUCAGUUAUUCAUCAUCCUGUUGUGACUGGAUUUGUCCAGCAGCCCUGUCCCUCUUAAAAUGCUUCUUCUUCUUGGGAAUACUGAGCAAAAGAAGACAUUUUGUUAAUUCAUAUAAUAAAAAAAUUUGUAAGAAAGGAAACCAUGUGUUUUAUUUUGAGAACCUUUCAUCUCUUUAUACGCAGUUCAAAUGUCUUCACUGUUACAUGGCUUAAGGAAAGCUUGAUGUUGGGAGAGUGCUGAUGCCUAUGUUCUUUUUAUUGUUAAUCUCGUUGAUUGUAUGAGGACUAGGGUUCCAUUUCCCAUUUGCCAAAAUAGAGAUUAAUUUUCCCUAAAAAGCAUAAAAGCUCUCCCUUGGCCUUGGUUGGCUUCUGCCUCUCUUGAUAUAGAUUCCUGGUCACUAAGGGUGUAAAUAAGCCCUACUCACAUAGAGUCAGGGCUUUUCCAACUUGGUGGAUUUCUGAAGACUAUGCAAGUCACUGUAUCUUGUCAAGCUGACCAGACAGUUACCAUAUGGAUUUGAGGGACUUAAGUGCCAUUGUUGCCCUGUUGCAUAUUCUUGGUAUAUUAGGACGAAAUAAACCUUUUGUUAACUGUUAAAUGCCUUAUGAAUGUUUCAUAUCACCUCAGCAUCCAAACUCAGUAAAGUGCUGGUGUUAAGUUCCCCCCUAACACCAAUUUGCAAGUCUGAAGAGAGGUGGGAGAGGUUUAGAUUGUAUGAGUUGGAGGCAGCUGAGUGUCUGGAGCCCAGAUUGGGGAGAAAAGGAUUUCUAAAAGUAAGACUGGCCAAGUGUUAAGAAUAAAAUUGUAGAGGUAUGAAUUGAUCCAAACAUUUUGGAAAACAAUUUGGAAUUAUGCCACAAAAGUGACUAAAAUGUUUAUACCUUUUGAUCCAGAGGUUCUCCUAUUAGGUGUAUACCCCAAGGAAGUCAGUGGGUAAAGGGAAGAUCCCUGUAUACACUGCAAAUAACAGGAAUCAAAGCAAAUAAUCAUCAGUUGGAAAAUGGCUGAACAAAUGUGAAUGUAAUGUAUGAUGGUCGCCUGAGUCUGGAAGCAUGACCCUCAUGCUCCACAGAGAAUGUAAAGUACCUUGAGUAAAUGUAAAUAGCAAAUCUGCAACUGUCCCACGGAAAAACUUGCAUGUGACCCUGGUCCCUCUUGGGCACUGUGCUUUCUUUGUUCUGUUUCUAUAUAAUAUGACCUGGCCUGAGGUUGGGUGUGGAAAUCCAUUCUGUCUUUUUGCCAGCAAGGACUAGGCCUCUUUGAGUAAACUCCUGCAAUUAACUCUAAUAAAACCUAUUAAUAACUAA